Molecule: messenger RNA, 1146 nt
Organism: Lathyrus oleraceus (garden pea)
Lineage: Eukaryota; Viridiplantae; Streptophyta; Magnoliopsida; Fabales; Fabaceae
Product: glycine-rich RNA-binding protein 2, mitochondrial
Exons: 4
Coding region: 64-396 (110 amino acids)
Molecular function (GO): RNA binding
Source: RefSeq, a predicted model, not a curated record
AGGUAAGGAAGGAAAAAAAAGUCAUUUUAUGCAGUAUUUUCAUUAUCAAGCGAACUCAUAGUUAUGCGCAUAGCGAAUAAUAGAACUCUUCUUCUCCAAUGUUCAGCUUUACCCUUACCUCAAUUGUUUCUACGCGUGCGCCAUCAUUCAUCUACCAAAUUGUUCGUCGCAGGGCUUUCCUAUAACACGAAUGAAACGGUCCUAAGAGACACAUUUGAACGACAUGGGGAAAUCAUUGAAGUUAAAGUUAUAUGUGAUCACAAGACUGGGGAAUCAAAAGAGUACGGAUUUGUUAGGUUCAAUUCUGAAACUGCAGCUGCCACAGCUCGCAAAGAAUUGCACGGAAAGAUAGUAGAUGGCAGACGCAUUCGAGUGGGUUAUGCGCACAAAGGGUGACUGCCAAGCUUAUCAAACAAUUUCAAUCUGUAAUUUGAUACUCUGAUUUUGUUUUCGUAGUAUUUUUUAUUUUUUUUGCCAACAGAUGCAAGUUUACUUUUUUUUAGUCUCUCUUGUGAAGGCAUGAUUCCAAAUCAUAGAGAAUAAUCUCUCUUGCAACUAGGUUUAUGUAGUUCUAUCUAAUUUAACAUAGGAAAUUUCUGUAUUUUAACAGAAAAUACACUACUGAAAAUAUAUUUUACUGGAUUUAUGCAAAUAAAAAAGUGAAUUGAAAAACUCUUUUAACAUAUCCUAGAUAGCCUCUUUGCAACUCUCACUUGAAGAGACACUAUAGCUGACUUAAACGCAUAGCAGAGGGGAUUCACACACUUCUCAUUCGUUAUUCUCUUCGGUCUGUAAUACUAAUCAAGGUCACAUAAAUCUUGCUUUCAUUUUUAUUUACAGUGAUAGUAUGUUAUGAAUCUUGUUAUGUUCUUCAUGAUGAAUUUAUCAGAUCGUAGAUGGCAGGCGCAUUCGAGUGGGUUAUGCGCACAAAGGGUGACUAUCAAGUUUAUCAAACAAUUUCAAUCUGUAAUUUAAUGCUCUGAUUUUGUUUUCUUAGUUUUUUUCUCCAACAGAUGCUAGUUUUCUUUUUUUUAUUUUCCCUCUUGUGAAGGCAUGAUUCCAAAUCAUAGAGAAUAGUCUCUCUUGCAACACUUUAAGAUUAGGGUUUAUGUAGUUCUAUCUAAUUUAACAUAGAACAUUUCUGUA